Molecule: messenger RNA, 615 nt
Organism: Striga hermonthica
Lineage: Eukaryota; Viridiplantae; Streptophyta; Magnoliopsida; Lamiales; Orobanchaceae
Source: the annotation of a GenBank genome assembly
AUGGAUCCUAACAGAGAUCCCGAUAAAGUUGUUGACGAGAGUUGCUGGAGUGACCUCGAGUUCUGCAAGAACACUAAGAACUGGUAUUGCUAUGGUAAAACCGUGGCUGAGCAAGCAGCUUGCGACACGGCCAAGGAAUUAGGGGUUGACCUUGUCGUCGUCAACCCUGUUCUCACGCUAGGCCCCUUGCUCCAGCCGACUGUCAACGCGAGUGUCCUUCACAUACUCAAGUACCUAACGGGGUCCGCCAAGACCUACGCCAACUCCAUCCAAGCCUACGUGCACGUUAAGGACGUGGCGUUGGCCCACCUACUCUUGUUCGAGGCGCCCGAAGCUUCCGGAAGGUACUUAUGCGCGGAGAGCGUGCUCCACCGUGGCGACGUCGUGGAGAUUCUCGCCAAGAUCUUCCCCGAGUAUCCUAUCCCGACCAAGUGCUCAGAUGAAACGAACCCAAGGAAAAAGGCAUACAAAUUUUCAAACCAGAAGCUUGUUGAUUUGGGCUUGGAGUUCACGCCCGUUAAGCAGUGCUUAUAUGACACGGUCAAAAGCCUUCAGGAAAAAGGCCACCUUCCUAUCCUAAAUCAGAAUGAUGCGUCCAUUCGUAUCCAGUCUUAG